AUGUGCAGCUUCAGACAGACCGUACUGCAACGCCUGAAACACGCACAAUCCUCUCCUUCGAAAGCUGCAAUACAACAUCUCAUUGAGGAAUCGAGCCUGACCUUUGCACCUGGGCUUGCUGACAUGAUCCGAUCACGAAAUGCGCCUUCAGUGCAGCAAUUGAGGGCGUGCUCUAUCCUGCUCUCCAAAGACCAUCUCAAAUCGAAGUGGUUCGUUUACCUGCAAUACUAUCGUAAAGGUCCACUCUGUUACAUCUGUUGCGGCAAGUCAACAAAUUUGAGGGGCGCACAGGAGAGGCUCCACGAUUAUGAAAACGAAAGUAGCAGCAUACCAGAUUCAGCCAAGGACCUUCUCGAAAGAGCUUUCAAGCGAAUGCGUCACACGAACCUUUCAGCCGUCGACAUUCCCUUCGAGGGAGCAGACAGGAUAUACAUGAGUGCACUCGUCACAGCGUUUGAGGCAACCUUCGCUGCAGGACUCUGGGCAUAUUUACCAUUGACUCUUGGAUCUGUCACUCCGCUUCGAUUCUGGGAGGAGGUGCCGUGGUUCGGUCUAUGCGGGCAUUCUUCCCUCAUGGAAAUCACCUUUGCGGACUUGAAAGAUGAUUUGCCGAAUCUCGACGAGCUUCGUCUGGACCGGAUUGAGCGCCAGAGCCUGGCUUUGCAUAAGUAUAGAAGCUCGGAGACGGGUCAAGCUGCAUUGGAGCGAUACAAGGAUUCACUGAAGGAGGCCUAUCGUACCGAUGAAGAGUUCCGGGAUGAAAGAUUACAGUACAGCAAGCAGUUCACGUCGGAUGGCAAGCAAGCAAUCGCGCGGGCCAAUUACAGGGCGUCUGAGAAGUACAAGAGCACGGAAGCAGCCUACAAGGCCUCGGGGGCUCUAGCAGAGUCGAAGUCAAGAUACGCAACAUCGGACAAGAACAAAGCGGCCCAGGCAAAGUAUGCGGCUAGUGAGAAGGGCAAGGCAAGUGCAAAGAAGAGACAAGCCAAGUAUCGUGCCUCUGUCAAAGCCAAGAGGCAAUGCUUUGGUCAAUGA
This is a messenger RNA of Cucurbitaria berberidis CBS 394.84, 1035 nucleotides long. RefSeq lists its product as uncharacterized. NCBI's taxonomy places the organism in Eukaryota, Fungi, Ascomycota, Dothideomycetes, Pleosporales, Cucurbitariaceae. The transcript has a single exon. The record is from RefSeq and is a predicted model, not a curated record. Bases 1 to 1035 code for a protein of 344 amino acids.